UUCUCCAGCGACCGGGAAGACUCUGCUUCGAACAGCUCGCCGGCCACCCCCCUCGCCCGCAGCGUUGAUAGGCGUCAAGAUCGGCCUCUCAUCUAGGACAAACAUGUCGGAUGCAGCUAGUUGCGGAGGGGACCCGUGUGGUGAGAACCUACAGAUCCCUCCAGACUUACUAAGUGAUGAUUCAGCAGAGAGUGCUCUUCCAGAGUCAUGUCCAGCAGCAACAUCUCGUAUAUCUGUCAAGCACGUGGUUGAGGUUAUCCGGUCAUUCAACGAGUACAAAUGGUUUCUUGUUACAAGUAUUGGUUUUGGUGGCAUGCUCGACCUCCAGAUGCUUCAGACAUUGAACCUAAAAUUCAGCGCUUGGACAAUGAGCAAGGUUAGCACUAGCCGCCGUGCACUUGUCCUGGCUGCUAACAAGGUACUGAAAUUCUGGCCAGAGGAUGUUCACAAGGUUUUUGGGAUCCCAUGCGGGCAUCGCAACAUAAAGGGCUGUGAUGGUCACAUCAAGCCGGAGGCGGUUCAGUUCAUAAAGACCGCAUUGGGAAUGGACAAGAAGGGGCUUCAUAGCCUGCGUGCAGUGGAAGAUUUCCUCAGGAGGGACAUUUCUGAAUCAUCAAGCAAGCUAGAGAAGGACUGCUUCCAAAUUGCCUUUGUUAUUUUUGUGAUGGGCCAUGUUCUAGCACCGACCACAAAGCAUGAUUACGCCACUAUCGAUUUCUGGGGGGCUCUAGCUGACACUGAGACGAUAUCCCAGUUCAAUUGGUGUGAGUAUGUGAUUCAAGCUAUGCUAGCUGGGGUUAAGAGGCUGAAGAAUGACAUCCGUUCAGGCAACCCCGUCAGUAACUUAGUAGCAUGCCAUUUUUUCCUGCAGAUUUUCGUUCUGGACAACCUCGAUCUGGGAAUCUUCAACAAGCAUCAUUCUGUUCUGCCCAGGGUCAAGGAGUUUGAUCAGAAGUCAGUCCGCAAUAUGAUAACACAGGCUACUGAUGUUGGCAACGGAACCACGUCCUAUGCCAGCGCUAUGCUACGCGACCACUCAACUGUGUGUUACGAGCGAUCAAAGUAUCCUGUCCUCGAGCUGUCAGAGUCCAGAAAUACUGUUUUUUCUCCGAUGCAGCCAAGCUUGUCUUGUGGUGCUACCGCUAGCGCGACAUCUGCGAGGGACGCACCUACCUCAGCCCAAAAACAUAAUCUCAUUACAGAAAUGACGCCGACUACUAUACAACUACUAGGGCCCAUGGAUUUCUCAAACUACCUAUGUAGGCAGUACCCGCAUCUGGCCAACGAUGAAACCACUGUUCUUCUGAAGGAAGUCAAUGCUCGCUGCAUAUCGCACCUAACAACUGCACGUGGCCACAUCCAGCUCGAGAUGAUGAAGUUUGCCGACAAGCUUUAUGCUGCCCGCCCCCGCACCUGCACAUGUUGUGCAGCGCGUGACUAUGACGAGUGCCCACCCAGAGCUCCCACUGCUCCCAAUGUUAAUGUGAUGAGAACGCCAGCUAGAAAUGUCAUUCAGGGCCACCGACUCAACCUAUCUCCAUGUGAAGGCAAUACUUCCACGAGCAAGCGGGUAAAAAUUGCACACUCAUCCUACCCAAGUGAGGACAAUCGGUUGGGCUCUGCUCUUUGCCAAUUUCUACAAACGGUGACCCAGUUUUUCAAGCAAAACAUGCAAGCGAUCAGUGAACUAUACAUCGAUCUUCCAAAUGAUGGCAGCACAACUGUGUUUGGUGAGAGGUGUGCUGAUCUUCCCAGCCGAAAAUAUGUAUCUCGCCCCGGCUUCCAAACUGAUCCGUGGGUCAGGGGAGUGGUACCUUGUCCUCCACAAGCUGGUGUUGCUGAGCUAAUUGAGCAGUACCUCAUUUCUGCUCCCGACAACGAGCUAGCUGGGAACUUUCUUGUUCACGAGGACCCUAGAUUCAUUCGGAUAUCUGGUUUUGUUCUACGUGACCAGCUUGUUGGCAAUAACAUUAUAGGCCAUGAAUUGAUGUCAAUCUUGUUUAGGCGUUUCGCUCAACUUGAUGCGUACGCUGAAAUUGAAAGUCCUUACCUAAGCUGGAGGCACCCCAUUGAACGGGAUUUUCCAACAGUAGUGUUGUCUGACUGCGAUUUUCUGCACACCGUGUCAAUCCAGAGGCAGUUAGCCUCUGAUUAUCUCAAGUAUGACAUAACUUCGUCAAAAAUGUUCAUCACACCGGUGCCACGCCCCGAAGGGUGGUUGGUUGUUAUCUGGGACAUGCAAAUGAAAGUUAUCAAUUUGCUCGACCCGCUCUAUCACAAUGCUCUGGAAAGUCCCCCUGGAAGGACCGUGAUGAAGCAAUGGCAUGGAAACUGCACAAUGCACUGUUCGCAUGCCUCCAUGAAUUCUAUGCUGGAUGGCCGGCAGUGAAGGAGAAUUGGCGUAUGACGCAUGAGCCUACAACGGACGUCAUUUUCAAUGCUGGUGAAUCAGGAGCGUGUGCCGUACACAUCUAUCGUCAGUUCGACGGUGACAAGCUCAAAAUCCCACUUACGAAGCAAAACGUUUUCAAAACCAAGAGGGACUGCCUGCACGAGUGCUUGAAGAUCCAGGUAGGCAUAAAGCACACUCCAACCGUCCUCAGGUAUGUACCAGUCUGCGAAGUGACCACGAAGGACCCUCCGGAGCCUGCGCAGGACGAGGUGUGCAAUGACCUCAUGUUUGACACGCAUCUCAUCAUCGUGGAUGCUUGUUUCAACUGGAUCCAUGACAACAAGUGUUCUUUCUUCAAUGUCCACAACAUAGAAGGAAAAUCCCCCCAUCAUCGGUACAGGAAGAAACAGCUGCACAAUAGAAAGUGAAGCAAAAAUCAGCAAGGCAAGUCAUUCAUUUUUUCUGCAUGCAUUUUGUAAGAAACUUAUAUGUGGUUCGACAUUUUAUUUUCUGUACCUUCUUGGUCCAUUGAAGCUUGUAUCCAAGCAAAUCUUCUUCCAGCAUACUCACUAUGAAUUCGUAGUCAAGUACAUUAGAGCUCAAGUCAUCAGAGCUGUACAUCAGAUAUUCCUGCCGCCAAGCCAUAUUGUUAGUUAUUGAUACACACAAGCUACUAAUGCUCAGACUUAUGAAGUUUUAGUUGCAUUUACCACAAAAUGA
Messenger RNA from Aegilops tauschii subsp. strangulata, 3112 nucleotides. RefSeq lists its product as uncharacterized. Lineage: Eukaryota; Viridiplantae; Streptophyta; Magnoliopsida; Poales; Poaceae. The record is from RefSeq and is a predicted model, not a curated record.